Messenger RNA from Rotaria sp. Silwood2, 348 nucleotides. Lineage: Eukaryota; Metazoa; Rotifera; Eurotatoria; Philodinida; Philodinidae. The record is from the annotation of a GenBank genome assembly.
AUGAGUAGUUUGGUAAAUUCGAUGGCCAAAGCAAAUCUAGAUGAGUUUGAAGAAACUUCAUCAGAGCAUCUUUCUGAGACGGAUGUGAAUGCUUCGAAAGACGAUGAAAGUGAUUCAAGUGAUACAGAUGCCGAAGACGAUUCGGAAAGUGACGAAGAUCAUGGUGGUGAAGAUAGCGAAGAUUAUGGAGACGGUCCAAAAAGUGAUAAAGGUGAUUCCGAAGACGCUGAAGGUGAAAAUAGAGCGGCAUUGCAGUCCUCAUUAGUUUACAACAGUCUAUGGACGGCAAACUUCUGUCCUCCUCCGAUACGAGAGUUUCAAAAAUCAAGAAAGUGUUUUGGCGUAUAA